GGGUUAUGUGCUCCAGGCAGCCAUAUCUCGAUAUGAGCUCAUCAUGCUGAUUAAAGGGGGUACUUGGAGGUAGAACAUAGAUAAAGUACAAUUACAAUCCACAGCUUGUGAUCUAGAUAAAGUCACAGGCUCCCUGGGACGAUGAAAUAAGAUCGCCUAAUCCAUACCCCAUAGAGUAAAGCACGACAACACAAAGUGAUAUCCGCAAGAUGUCACCAUCAACCACGGCCUCCGCCACGAGCCUGGAUCAAUAUAGCGAACGAAAUGGACCUAUACUUGUGGAUCAUAGCGAUGCCACUCAAAGUAUGUCGUCCCUCGAAGCGGGAACAGGAACACAGGAGAAAGACUCCAUCACAGAGGUCCAAUGUCAAGCUGUGGAACCAACCACGGAGCUCCAGGACCAGACACUACGUCUCCCAUUCCCACGACUCAUAACCGCGUAUCUAUGUUUAGCCGCGAUAUACUUCAUAUCGAUCCUCGAUAUCAACUCUGUGGCCACGGCUCUGCCAUCUAUAUCGACUUCGUUACACGCCGGCAACACCAUCACCUGGACCGGCACCGCUUACGUAAUGGGACAAACGGCAUUCCAACCUCUAUACGGACGUCUAUCCGACAUAUUCGGGCGAAAGGUAGUUCUGAUGGCCUGUAUUGGAUUCCUCAUUGUCGGAGAUAUCCUCUGCGGCUUUGCCCAAAACGUCAUUUGGCUCUACGUAUGUCGCGCGCUAAGUGGUAUCGGUGGCGGCGGUAUUAGCUCGCUAGUGCAGAUUACCGCUAGCGACUUGGUCAGCUUGAAGGACCGCGGGAAAUAUCAAGGCAUAUUGAGCUCUGCCAUAGGCUUGGGCGCGAGUACCGGUCCCUUUAUCGCGGCGGGUAUCAUGAAAAACUCUCAAGACGGCUGGAGGUGGAUCUUUUGGGUUCCUCCAAUCCUUGCUACUGCUUGUAUGGCGGUGAUGUGGGUGUUCUUACCCCUGAAACCUGUGACGGGUAGUUGGUCGGAGAAGAUGCGAAAGAUAGACUGGUUCGGUUUAUUCACCGUAGUAACUGGUGUGCUGUUUCUUAUUAUACCUAUUAACUCAGGCGGAAGUAUAUUCCCCUGGAAUAACGCUGUCAUCAUCUCAUUGUUGGUGUUGGGAGGCACUUUCAUCGUCCUCUUCUGCGUGGCGGAAAUAUGGAUCGCCAAACUCCCGAUGAUACCAAUUCGUUUAUUCAAUCAGGUAUCCACGAGCGUUAUUUACCUGCAAAGCGCUCUGUAUAAUGGCGUGUGGCAAAUAGACCUAUACUUCUUGCCCAUGUAUUUCCAGGACGUCAGGGGUUACAGCCCAUUGCAAAACGCAAUACUAAUGUUGCCUCUUCUUCUCACCCAAAGCGUCGCUGGUGUGGUAGCGGGACAAAUUACGUCUAGACUUGCUAGGCCUGGCCCCGUAAUUUAUGGCGGAUUAGCGCUGUGGCUGUUAGGUGCGGGCUUGAAGGUGCUCUUUUCGCGGACAACUCCAAUUGGCGUUUACGUGGUAGCAUUGAUCAUCGAGGGUGCCGGCGUCGGAUUCAUUCUUCAGCCAGCUCUCGUCGCUUUGCAGGCCUUAUCCAGACCAGAGGAUCGCGCCGUUGCUACAUCAACGCGAAACUUGAUGCGCAUGCUCGGGUCAGUUUUUAGCUUGGCUAUCGCAACUACUGUCCAAUUCGAGUUUAUGAAGUCGGGUUUGUCUGAUGAUAUCCCAUCGGAUCUUCGGUCUCGCGUAGUCCAGGGAUUAUGGCGAAAGAGUGAUCCUGGAUUUGAAAUGUGGGAGUCUCACAUAUUAGACGCAAAGUUCAGGGGAGUGCAUGCCGUGUUUAUUAUGAUGGUUCCGAUGAUGGCCGUAUGUCUACUAGGCUGUCUGUUUAUCCCGAAUGUACGAUUACAUGGAGAUCCAAAAACGAAUGACGAGAAGGGAAAACAGGGACAAAAUUGA
Molecule: messenger RNA, 1946 nt
Organism: Annulohypoxylon maeteangense
Lineage: Eukaryota; Fungi; Ascomycota; Sordariomycetes; Xylariales; Hypoxylaceae
Product: MFS general substrate transporter
Exons: 5
Coding region: 210-1946 (578 amino acids)
Biological process (GO): transmembrane transport
Molecular function (GO): transmembrane transporter activity
Source: RefSeq, a predicted model, not a curated record